CUAUGUGUGCUUCUACACUGCAGAGGGAGCCAUAAAUGAGGAUCAGAUCCCUGUAAGCAGAUCAAGGAUCAUGCUUCUUCUAUCUAGGGAGCGAUCCUCCUUCUCCACUCCUCCCGCUGCCGCUGCAAGUGUUUCCUUUGGGGACAUGAAGCCUCACAUAGCGCCCUGGCCCCUGCCUGAACGCUGGUCCUAGAUGAGUGUGUGGAUAGAAGCUGUGAGAAGCAAACCCAGGGGAAUCUCCUAACAGACAUUAAAGCCCCCGGGGGACAGCAAGAUGAAAGUACAGCUGAAGUCCCAAAAAUCUUGGAUUGAAGGCACUUUCUGCAAAAGGGAAUGUGCAAAGAUUAUACCAGCAUUCCGAGAUCCUCACAGGUGCCAUGGGGGAUGCCAUGUCUGCCAGAACCUAAUCAGGUGUUGCUGUGGAAGAUUAAUUGGAGACCACCCUGGUUUAGAUUAUGACUGGCCAAUUUAUGCUACUCCACAAGAGAGUAGUGAUGAAGAAUGGUUGGUCCACAAACAUACAAAGACGAGCCCCACAGAUGCUUUUGGCACCAUCAAUUUCCAAGACGGCCAUCACACAUACCAUGCAAAGUAUUUAAGGAUAGCUUAUGACACCUCUCUGGACCUGUUAAUGCACCUGAUGAUAAAGGAAUGGCAGAUGGAGCUUCCCAAGCUUGUGAUUUCUGUUCAUGGAGGAGUCCAACAUUUUAAACUUUCUUCGAAGAUCAAGCAAGUUUUUAGUAAAGGCUUGGUGAAAGCUGCAGAGACGACUGGGGCAUGGAUCCUGACAGAGGGCAUUAAUACAGGAGUCUCCAAACAUGUGGGUGAUGCCUUGAAAGCCCAUGGUUCCCAGCACCUGAGAAAAAUAUGUGCAAUUGGGAUCCCAUCCUGGGGAGUCAUUGAGAAUCAAAAAGACCUCAUUGGCAAAGACAUGGUUUGUUUUUACCAAACACUGGUUAAUCCACUCAGUAAAUUCACCAGUUUGAACAGCAUGCACUCCCAUUUUAUCAUGGUGGAUGAUGGCACUGUUGGAAAAUCUGGUAGCGAGUUGAAAUUUAGGAGAAGGCUUGAGGAAUACAUAUCUCUUCAGAAAAUACACACCAGAAUGGGACAAGGGGUCCCUGUGGUUGGGCUAGUUGUAGAAGGUGGCCCAAAUGUGAUCCUUAUGGUGUGGGAGUAUGUCCGGAGUUCUCCAUCAGUUCCUGUAGUGGUCUGUGAAGGGACAGGGAGAGCAGCUGACAUCUUGGCCUUUACACACAAGCGUACAGCUGAUGAAAAAGAGAUCACUUCAGAGCUGAAGAAUGAAAUCUUGCAAAUGAUUCAGAAAACAUUUAAUCUUGGCCAUAGACAAGCUAAUCAUGUUUUAUCUAUUCUGAUGGAAUGUAUGGACUUCCGGGAUUCUAUCACCAUAUUUGAUGCAGAGUCUGAAGAGCAGCAGGAUAUAGACAUGGCAAUCCUGACAGCUCUUCUAAAAGGAGCAAAUAUGUCUGCCCCAGACCAGCUGAGCCUGGCUCUGACUUGGAAUAGAGUGGAUAUUGCAAAGAAACACAUUCUAGUGUAUGGACAACACUGGAAAGUUGGAUCAUUGGAACAAGCAAUGGAAGAUGCAUUAGUAAUGGAUCGUGUAGACUUUGUAAAGCUGCUUAUUGAAUAUGGAGUGAACAUGCACCGAUUUUUGACCAUAGGCAAAUUGGAAGACCUUUAUAAUACUAAACAAGGACCAACAAACUUACUCUUACAUAAUCUUGUUGGAGAUUUAAAGCAGAGUAACCUUUCCCCUGACUACAAAAUUUCACUAAUUGAUGUGGGGUUGGUACUUGAGUACUUGAUUGGAGGAGCGUAUCGAAGCAGUUACACGAGGAAGAGUUUUCGUGCCCUGUACAAUGGCCUUUACAGAAAACAAAAGAGAUCUGCUCACAGUUCCACCAAUGACCUGGCACAGAAUCAAAGUCAUCUUUCAAUAAACCAGAACAGCCAGAUGGACAGCAAGCUCUCUUCGACGGAGAAUACCUUGCAUUCCCAGUUCUUCAGAACAGCCCAGCCUUAUAAACGCAAGGAGAAGACUACUGAUACCCAGAAAUCAAAGAAGAAACCCAGAGAUGAGACAAAUUCCACAGAGGACAAUGAGCUAGCUGGCUUUAUUUAUCCCUUCAAUGACCUCUUGGUGUGGGCAGUGCUGUUGAAGAGACAAAAAAUGGCCAUGUUCUUCUGGCAGCACGGAGAAGAAGCGAUGGUGAAAGCAUUAAUUGCCUGUAAGCUGUACCGGGCUAUGGCUCAUGAAGCAAAGCAGAGCGAGAUAGUGGAUAACACUCCAGAAGAGUUCAAGAAAUACUCAACAGAAUUUGGCAAGUUGGCUCUGGACCUUUUAGAAAAUGCCUUCAAACUAAAUGAGCAAAUGGCCAUGAAACUUUUGACAUAUCAGCUAAAGAACUGGAGCAACUCAACAUGCUUAAAACUAGCGGUAUCAUCGACUUUGCAGCCCUUUGUGACCCACACCUGCACCCAGAUGCUGCUGACAGACAUAUGGAUGGGGUGCCUGAAUAUGAGGAAGAACUCUUGGCUCAAGGUUAUUUUAGGAAUUCUGUUGCCACCCUUUGUCUUGAUGUUGGAGUUUAAGACCAAGGCAGAAAUGUCUCACGUGCCUCAGUCACAGGACGUCUACCAGUUUUCUAGAAUUGAUGUAGACACCCCCCCUCCAAAUUCAAAUUUGGAACAGAUAGAUCAAAACUUUGAUGAAGAAAAUGGAUCAAAAGAUGCAAGUAAAAGAAAGAACUUUAAUGGGCAAGGAAACUUGCCAGCAACUAGGAAAGUCCGUGAGUUCUACAAUGCUCCUAUUGUCAAGUUUUGGUUCCACACUAUGGCAUACUUGGGAUUCCUCAUGCUUUUUACAUAUGUAGUGUUGGUGAAGAUGGAGUCUGUCCCCAGUGUCCAAGAGUGGCUGGUUAUUGCUUACAUGUUUACUAACGCUAUUGAGAAAGUCCGAGAGGUUCUAAUGUCUAAUUCUGGAAAAUUCAGUCAGAAGGUAAAGGUAUGGCUACAGGAGUACUGGAAUCUGACGGACUCAAUAGCUAUUACUUUAUUUGUUGCUGGCUUCAUUUUACGCUGGGCUGAGCCACCUCUACAUACCGCAGGAAGGCUCAUCUACUGUCUGGAUAUCAUAUUUUGGUUCACACGACUUCUAGAUUUCUUUGCUGUCAACCAGCAAGCUGGACCUUACAUUACUAUGAUCGGGAAGAUGACAGCAAACAUGUUUAGUAUUGUGGCUAUUAUGGCUAUUGUGCUGCUGUCCUUUGGAGUGGCACGAAAAGCAAUUCUUUCACCGUCAGAAGAGCCUUCUUGGACCCUGGCUCGUGAUAUUGUGUUUGAGCCAUAUUGGAUGAUGUAUGGUGAAGUCUAUGCUAGUGAAAUAGAUGACUGUGAACAAAAUCCAGAUUGUCCUCCUGGCUCGUUCAUCACUCCAUUCCUACAAGCUGUCUACCUCUUUGUUCAGUACAUCAUCAUGGUCAACCUGCUGAUUGCUUUUUUUAAUUUUAUAUAUAGGAAAAUGAGAACUAUUACUCACAAAGUCUGGCAGUAUAACCGCUACAGAUACAUCAUAAUGUACCAUGACAAGCCUUGGUUACCUCCUCCACUAAUCUUGCUGAGCCAUGUGUAUCUGCUAAUAAACCGUUUAUGCCAUCAUAAAUCUCACAGCGAGGGUGACCAGGAUGAAGGGGACGUAGGAUUGAAACUUUAUCUCAGUGAUGAUGAUCUCAGGAAACUUCAUGACUUUGAGGAAAAAUGCGUGAGAACAUAUUUUCAUGAGAAAAAUGAGCAUUUCCAUUCGAGUGACAGUGCAAGAAUUCACGCUACGACUCUACGAACUGAAGACAUGUCAUUGCAGCUUAAGGAGAUGAAUGAUACAGUGUUUUUCAUCAAGGACUCCAUGAUUUCUUUGGUCAGUCAGAUAGGGCACCUACAGGACCUUUCUGCAUUAACAGUGGACACAUUAAAAAUCAUUUCAGCUGUGGACACUUUGCAAGUGGAAAAGGCCAAACUAAAAGACCAUACAAAUCUCCCAUGUAAGACGAUGCCACAUAGUUGGAGUAAUGUCACAUACACAGAGAACAACAGACAGCAUAAUUAUCACAGUAUGCCACCCUCGCUUCUCAGGACAUUGGCGAGGAGCCAGUGGCCUUCAGAGAGCCACAAUCCACCUCCGCUAACUGGCACACCUUAUAGUAAAGCAGAGGAACUGGAGACAGAAAAGGAUAAGGUACCUACAGUAGUAUUAUCAGAGAGCAAGUCAGCUUCCCGAUAUGGGAAUUUCCUUCUUGUUCCAUCAAGUCCGGAUGGGUCAGCUUAUACUGAUGAGCCGGUGUUGGACUUCUCAGCUUUGGAAGUUAUUGUUAGUGGUGAAGCUACUUCUGAAGAGGAUAAAACCAAAGAUACAAUUUGCUUCUUACAAGUUGACCACAAUGCUUGUGACCACAAGGAUAGUAAAGUUGUAAAACUACAAGAUGAGUCACAGCUGCCAGUGAUAAAGAUAAAUGAAUUACAGAAUGUAUCCACAAAGGAAAAUGCCUCUGACCAGCCGCCUACGAAUCUUAAUUUUGAAAAAUCUCUUGAUUUCCCUGCUGGUGAACCUACAGGAGGCUUUGUGAAUUAUGGAUUUUCAGAAGACGAGGAAGUUGGUGUUUUUAUUGGUGCUAAGAACCGCCAACUUUGCACUCACCCAAAUCACUGUACAAACUGUCAGUGUUUAAGCACCAUGGGAGGCACAGUCCAGGGUAAUGAAAGAAAUGCAGUGUCCAUUAUCUCCGAUAAGGCCACACAAAGUAAUGACCACUUCAAAUAUGAUUUGGAUCUGCAACAGAGCACUCUUCAUCAAAGCAGAUUUAAAAGCAAGGAAGAUGGGUUAGCAAAAUGUUCUGCGUUCUAUCAUGUCGAAUGUGCUAAAGAAAAACUACUUAACACUUUCAGAAGAUCUGUCAAAGAGAAGACCAAACAGACACAGCUUCAAGUGCCUGUGAUUACUGUUGAUGGUUGUUCCCAGAGCACACAGAUGAGCUCAGAACCAGCAGAGUGCUGCAGUUGGAAGAGUGAAGUGGCGGAAGAUGGAUUGGAGCACAUGAGUUAUGUACAACAGCAGCUGAUGACUCAAGAACUCGAAAUAAAUUUUGCACAAACGAGUGAAUACUUGAGGCAAUCUCAAGAGGAACUGCACAAUGGCACAGUUCAGCUGAGGAGGAGCUCUUUAUUCAGAGAUUCGGAUACAGUUAAAAAAAUGUAUGCUUCUUUGAAAGCUUCUCAAGACUUAAACAAUCAUUACUCAGCUGUGGAGAGAAAUAACCUAAUGAGGCUUGCACAGACCAUUCCUUUUACCCCUGUGCAUCGAUUUGCUGGAGAAGAGGUGACUGUCUUUAGGUUGGAAGAGAGUUCUCCAUCCAGUCUGGAUAAAAGUAUGUCCUCAUGGUCUCUCAGAGGAAUGGCAGCGAUGCUUCAGGUCCUGUCUCCUGAGAAAAUGGAUGGUGGCCUGCGCAGGGCACUGAAAGUAGUUUGUACAUGCUCUGAACAUGACGUCUUGGCCCCGGGAGAGGUCUUCAUAGUUAAAUCCUUUCUUCCUGAAGUGGUACGAGAAUGGAAGAAAGUUUUCCGUGGUGACACUGUAUUGCAACUGUGCCUCAGGGAAAUUCAGCAACAGAGAGCUGCACAGAAGUUGAUUUAUACCUUCAAUCAAUUGAAGCCACACAGUAUCCCCUACAUGCUGAGAUUCUUAGAAGUCUUCCUGAUCUAUUGUCAUUCUGCUAACCAGUGGCUAACAAUAGAGAAAUAUAUGACAGGAGAAUUCCGCAAGUAUAACAACAACAAUGGUGAUGAAAUCACCCCCACAACUUUACUGGAGGAGGCGCUAUUGUCCUUUUCUCACUGGACCUAUGAAUACACGAAUGGAGAACUACUUGUUCUUGAUCUGCAAGGUGUUGGGGAAAAUCUUACUGAUCCAUCUGUUAUUAAACCGGAAGACAAACAAUCGAGAGGUAUGGUAUUUGGACCUGCCAAUUUAGGAGAACGUGCACUUACAAACUUUGUUUCAAAACACCGAUGCAACUCGUGCUGCAAGAAACUGAAACUCCCUGAUUUGAAAAGAAAUGACUACUCGCCUGGGAGGAUCAGUCUACGGUUUGAUAUUGGAGAAGCAGACACCGAUGAAGACAUUUUGGAAUUCACUACAAAACUCUAACACAACAUUUCUGCCCAGCUAGGAGAUAAUCUUUGAGCCCAAUGCAGGAGAAUGAUACUGUAGGACUGACACCAGUAGUCACACACUGCGGAUUAAAUAGUAGUAAUUUUCAUACGAUCAUUCUUGUUCCUAAACAGGUUUCUGGGAAUUAUAUAAUGUUUGUACACUCAUAAAAUCACUAAUUUGUAUUCAUUCUCUAUGAAGAAAUGCUGUUUUUGCCGUUAAAAAUGUACAGUUUAAUAGUGUAUACUUGGAUUCAAUUUUACAAUAAAGUGCAAGGAAAUCGUU
Molecule: messenger RNA, 6508 nt
Organism: Pseudophryne corroboree (corroboree frog)
Lineage: Eukaryota; Metazoa; Chordata; Amphibia; Anura; Myobatrachidae
Gene: TRPM6
Product: transient receptor potential cation channel subfamily M member 6
Exons: 39
Coding region: 275-6220 (1981 amino acids)
Biological process (GO): monoatomic cation transmembrane transport; protein phosphorylation; protein tetramerization
Cellular component (GO): apical plasma membrane; plasma membrane
Molecular function (GO): monoatomic cation channel activity; ATP binding; protein serine/threonine kinase activity
Source: RefSeq, a predicted model, not a curated record